AUGGGUUACCAAGAUGCUGUCCACGUUCAGCGCGCCGCGCAGCCGCCUAGCCAGGGCGCCGGCUCCCAGGGCAGCGAUGCUGCAAACGCAUAUCCCUCCCCCUCGUCGUCUGUCUCGCCGAGUCGCAGGCCCGUGAACGGCCACCGCAACCAACCAUCAAUCACGCUCCAGGGGCCCUCAAAUAAUGCCGUCCAGGGAAAUAGGACAUCCGUGCAGAGCUUGGGCGGCUUUUCAAACGGCUCCCGCGAUGUCGAGACCCCUGAGCCCGACCGGUACCGCGACUCCGUUGCGUCGAAUGCCAUCCACGGAGACGUACCCUACCGACAAGCCCGCAUCAGCGUCAUGUCUAACAGCCCGCCCGCCUCCAUGGCCGGAGACGUCCUCACCGAAGACUUCAAGAGGCAUACCAUAGCUUCCGACAUGCGUUACGAGGAUCUCGAGGAGGAGCCCGAGUUCGAACAGCCGCAGUACUUCCACCAACCGUACCAGGUCCAGCCUGUAAAGCCGAGGAAGGCUGAGCGCCGGGAUCGAGUGAAGUCAACCUACUCUGAUUCUCAAGGCUCCUCCAGCGGUCAGAGCUCUGGACCUCGCGUCGGUCUAUCUCAGCCUCGCUCAACUGUGACUCGGCCCGUGUCCGCGUUCACUCUUAACCCUCGCGACCGCCAUCCUUCUCCAGGCUCCGGUGACCUUCUUGCGCCGUCUCCUACAUCAUCUCCCGCUCCGUACGCUCGUUCAUUGUCGGGCAGUCGACGGUCUCCGGAUAACAGGCCUCACUCGUACGUGGACCUGCUCAACAAUGUUCCUUACGCGCAGCAAAUUGCACCAGCGCAGGACUUGUCUCAGAGUGCUCUGCGCGGCCUGGUCGGGAACGACGUGUCGCUUCUGGAUACCCAAAAGACGGUGGAGAUGUACAUGGCGAAUGUCAAGAAGACUCCGGAUUCGUCGGUUCAGUACGAGUUUGCCGUUUACCUUGUUCAAGCUGCCAAAGAAUAUAUCCACUCCGAGGAUCCGGCGAAAAAGGCUUAUGCCGAGACAGUGAUGGUUAAGGAAUCACGGCAAAUUUUGCAGCGGCUGGCGGAUCGCAGCUAUCCGUUUGCUCAGUAUCUCCUUGCAGACGGUUAUUCUUCCGGGUUCUUCAACAAAGGCAAACCAGACCAGGAGAAGGCGUUCCCUCUCUUCGUUGCGGCGAGCAAACAUGGACACGCCGAAUCCGGAUUCCGCGCCGCGCUUAUGUACGAGCAUGGGUGGGGCUCCCGCAAGGAUCUGGCCAAGGCUUCCCAGUUCUACCGUGCUUCGGCCUCCAAGGGCCAUCCAGGUGCUGCAUCCCGCCUUGGCCAGGCCUGUAUCUUCGGGGAGCUGGGACUUGGUCGGCGGGACCGAGAAGGCUUAAAGUGGCUAAAGCGUGCCUCGGAAUCCGCGGAUCCGCAGUACAACGUAGGCCCGCUCCUCCUUGCAAAGCUCCAUGAGCAUGGCCAUGGUGACGACUGUUUCAAAGACGAGGCCUAUGCCGCACAGCUGUACACUCAAGCUGCCGAGUUGGGCAACGCUGAGGCCUGCUUUAAGAUGGGCGAAUGUUACGAGCAUGGUUUUCUCAACUGCCCCAAGGAUCCCGCACUUAGCGUCCAUUUUUACACUGGAGCUGCCAUGCAAGACAUCCCAGAUGCCAUGAUGUGUCUUUGCGCUUGGUAUUUGGUUGGUGCGCCGCCAGUCCUGGAGAAAGAUGAAAAUGAAUCGUACGAAUGGGCCAAGCGCGCAGCCGAAACGGGGCUUCCUAAAGCUGAGUAUGCUGUGGGCUACUUCACCGAGAUGGGCAUCGGCUGCAGACGUGACCCUCUCGAGGCAAACGUCUGGUACGUUCGCGCAGCCGACAAAGGCGAGCCGCGCGCGAAACAACGCCUGGCCAUCAUCCGAGCGGCAGCCUCGGGAGAAACAGGGGCCAUCCAGCCCGAGGGAAGGAAAAAGGGCAAGGACGACAAAGAUUGCGUGGUCAUGUAG
Messenger RNA from Diplodia corticola, 1995 nucleotides. Its product is annotated as protoplast regeneration and killer toxin resistance protein. The transcript is spliced from 2 exons. Bases 1 to 1995 code for a protein of 664 amino acids. Lineage: Eukaryota; Fungi; Ascomycota; Dothideomycetes; Botryosphaeriales; Botryosphaeriaceae. Gene Ontology annotation, molecular function: protein binding. The record is from RefSeq and is a predicted model, not a curated record.